Messenger RNA from Penicillium lagena, 870 nucleotides. RefSeq lists its product as uncharacterized. Gene Ontology annotation, biological process: mitotic cytokinesis; actomyosin structure organization. The transcript is spliced from 2 exons. Gene Ontology annotation, molecular function: cytoskeletal motor regulator activity; myosin heavy chain binding; calcium ion binding. The record is from RefSeq and is a predicted model, not a curated record. Bases 1 to 870 code for a protein of 289 amino acids. Gene Ontology annotation, cellular component: myosin II complex; cytoplasm. Lineage: Eukaryota; Fungi; Ascomycota; Eurotiomycetes; Eurotiales; Aspergillaceae.
AUGCAGGCCAACUCGGGCUCCCCCUACAAGCCAUCGCCUCUCUCCUUCGGGUCGCCACGGGCAUCGCCCUUUCGGCGACCCUCCACCCCGAACUCGUCACAAUCCGGCACCCCAGGUAGCUCGCCCAGCCGGGGCUACACGCCUAUGCAGUCGCCCAGCAAGCUGAACCAGUCCUAUACCGCCGAGGAAGGAGACGCGACCUCCACAAAGACAGACCCCAUUCCCCAACCGAACUUCGGCAGAGAACUUCCCCCUUCUCCGACCAAAGGAGCGCAGGCGCCCGGUCGGUCAUCGCCAAUUGUGGGCAACAGAUCCAGUGGGCUCGGGGUGCCCAACGACGCCGCGUCAAAGCUGCCAGCUCACCAAGCGAGAGAGAUCCGUGAGGCUUUCCAGGUCCUCGACCGCGACAAUGAUGGGAAGAUCCAUAAGGACGACGUGGUGGACGUGCUGAUGAAUCUGGGCCAAGACUCCUCUCCAGCAACAAUUGCGCGCUUCUUCCCGUCUGGAGCACCGCCAACAAUCAACUUCCCGACCUUCCUAAGCACCCUGUCGCAGUUGAUGGCUCCCAUGUCCACUUCUCAGGAACUCCUCAAUGCGCUGGCUGCCUUUGACGACGACGAUAAUGGACAGAUUGAUGUGGCCGAACUGCGCGAUGCGCUCCUACACACUGCCCCGGAGGACGGCGAGACGCCGUUGACGGCACAGCAGAUCGACGAGGUGUUCAGUGGGUUUACCGGACGGAAAGCCUUUGGUGGCCGGGGGGCUAAUUCGGGAAUGAACAAGAGAGGCGAGGUGUUUCAGUACCACGACUUUGUUCGCAGCGUCGUCGGAUCUGAUAACGGGCGACGCGAGGGCACGGCCCAGGGCUGA